CAACAAAAUACGGAAGCAGCAAGAGUCAGCUGACACAACUCGCCUGCAGCUGCAUUGUGUUAUCAGUUUCUGCCAGUAAUUACCAGCGUUCGUUAUGGAGGACCAGGAGAUGCAGCUGAAAGUUAGACGAGUGAGUGACAAAUUCACGGAGAGCAUGUACGUCCUGGCUAACGAGCCGUCAGUGGCUCUCUACAGACUGCAGGAACACGUCAGGAGGUCCCUGCCUGAGCUGGUGCAGCACAAGACAGACAUGCAGAGCUGGGAGGAGCAGAGUCAAGGAGCCAUCUACAGUGUAGAGUAUGCAUGCAGCGCCGUGAAGAGCAUGACAAACAGCAGCAUGUAUUUCAAAAACAUUGACAGCCUCCUCCGUCAAGCCAUCAGCAUGAAGGAACAGAUUAGCAGCUCUCAAGGGCGCAGUGAUGAUAUGAACCCUUCUCCCAGUCCCCUUGUCUCUGCUCCACAUGCCCAAUCCUCUUCCUCAUGACCUCCGGACAGAGGUGUCCAAGGAAAAGGACUACAGACUCAGGCAUUUUAAAGGAAGGGGGAGAAAAGCACAGCUCUGCGAUGUGACUUCCUGAGUUGGUGGUGUUCCAUCUACCGUCCCUCGCUCUACUACCUCUUGAUUGAGGCCUGAAGUGGGGUCAUAAGUGCGACACCUCCUCAUCACAAUGAAGUGACUGCCUCCAGUGACACCCCCACCCCCACCCCCCAGUACAAGCCGCUCACUGGAACAGAGGACCACAGCGCUACCAGGUUCAGCAUUAAAAACACUUAAGUCAUGGACGCUGCUCAAAGAAUGCAUUGUUCUCUUGGACUCGCUGGACGGACCCGAGAGAAAGCAGCCAUGCUGGUUUCGUCUGUGCUGUUGAAAAUCAACUGCACUGCCAGUGUUUUGGACACUUGUUUUUAGUUUGUUGUUAAAGGCUAAAACAUCUUGCAUUCAAAUUACAAAAGCUUAACACAUGCACAAUGAAAAUGUACAAAUGUGCGCUAGAAAGCAACAACAGGGGCCCAGUUCUAACCUGCAUUUCAACAUUAACUAUAAGUAGGUACAUGCCAGAAUGAGCAUCAUGUUGUCCAGAAUCUUAAAAAAACAAACAUCUUUUGCUUUUACCUGCCAAAUAGACAGAAACCCCCAGGCAGAACAGUCCUAUAGCCACAUGUCGUACAGCUCUGCUAUCCAAAAGGAACCAGUCUUCUCUGUGGAAACAAAUGUCAUUUGUUCAGUGUUGUGCCUUAGACAUGCUUACACUUAAACACUUCUACUUUUCUCAUCAGUGCAUAAAUGAAGCAUGCAACAUAAUUACUGUGUUUACACAUUACUUUUGUUUCAGUUCAUUGUGACUUUUUUUGCAAUACAAUAAACUUUUCUUGGUUUCCUUUUGA
Micropterus salmoides (largemouth bass) is the source of this 1386-nucleotide messenger RNA. It is a transcript of the gene borcs8, whose product is annotated as BLOC-1 related complex subunit 8. Bases 95 to 484 code for a protein of 129 amino acids. Lineage: Eukaryota; Metazoa; Chordata; Actinopteri; Centrarchiformes; Centrarchidae. Gene Ontology annotation, cellular component: BORC complex. The transcript is spliced from 6 exons. The record is from RefSeq and is a predicted model, not a curated record.